UGCGCACAUCCUAGCUGUCAACUGCAGACGGAACAACAAGUCCCACUAAAGGAGGGGAGGGGGAGGGAGAGACGGAGCAGGGGCGCUGAUAGUUGUAAUUGUUGAGGAAGUGCUGUGGUCUUGACCGGCCGCGCUGUCGGCUCGUGCCCCCAACGCUCUGGCCGCCAUCCUCUCGCGCUCAGGUGGAACUUAACUUAUUCUGAUUGAUGUAGAAAGUACAUCUUGAAUCAGCAGCAGGUGUACCUUUGAGCAGUCAUGGCUGCUCAAUCAUUGGUCCCCCCUCCAAACGCAAGCUGUAAAAUUAUGACUUUUCGGCCUUCAAUGGAUGAAUUCAGGGAGUUUAACAAGUACUUGGCUUACAUGGAAUCAAAAGGGGCUCAUCGUGCUGGACUGGCAAAGGUGAUUCCUCCAAAGGAAUGGAAGCCAAGGAAGCAUUAUGGUGACAUUGAUGAUUUGAUGAUUCCUGCCCCAAUUCAACAGAUGGUGACUGGUCAGUCUGGGCUCUUCACUCAAUACAACAUUCAGAAAAAGGCAAUGUCUGUGAAGGAAUUUAGGCAACUUGCCAACAGUGAUAAAUACUGUACUCCAAGGUAUAUAGACUAUGAGGAUUUGGAACGGAAAUACUGGAAGAAUUUAACUUUUGUUGCACCAAUCUAUGGAGCUGAUAUUAAUGGGAGCAUAUAUGAUGAAAAUGUUAAUGAAUGGAAUAUUGGCCGUCUCAAUACUAUACUGGACGUUGUAGAAGAAGACUGUGGAAUCUCAAUUGAAGGUGUCAACACUCCAUACCUGUACUUUGGCAUGUGGAAAACGACGUUUGCAUGGCACACUGAAGAUAUGGAUCUUUACAGUAUUAAUUAUCUUCACUUCGGAGAACCAAAAUCAUGGUAUGUUGUUCCUCCAGAACAUGGAAAGCGACUUGAACGGCUAGCUCAAGGAUUCUUUCCAAGCAGCUCUCAAGGAUGUGAUGCUUUUCUUCGCCAUAAGAUGACAUUAAUUUCUCCUUCGAUUUUGAAAAAAUAUGGAAUUCCCUUUGACAAAAUCACCCAGGAGGCAGGAGAAUUUAUGAUCACUUUCCCAUAUGGAUACCAUGCCGGGUUUAACCAUGGUUUCAACUGUGCAGAGUCAACGAACUUUGCAACAAUCAGAUGGAUUGAUUAUGGAAAACUGGCUAAAUUGUGUACCUGUAGGAAAGACAUGGUAACAAUAUCAAUGGAUGUUUUUGUGAAGAAAUUCCAGCCUGACAGAUACCAUCUGUGGAAACAAGGAAAAGAUUUAUACACCAUUGAUCAUACAAAACCCACCCCUGAAAUGACACCUGAGAUAAAGGCCUGGUUGCAGAGAAGAAGGAAAACGAAGAGAUCAUCCAGCUUCCAACAUACCAAAACACGAUCAAAAAAGCUUAAAACUCCAGAGGACAAGAAGGCAUCAUCCGUACUGGUUGGUACAGAAAUCACAGCCAUGGAAGCAGCUACGGAUAGCUUCAAGGUCAAUGAAAAGCCAUCAGAAAAAAUAAAGCUGGUAAACACAGAAGUUCCAUCUGGGGUAGAACAAGACACAAGAAGGAUGCAGAUGGAUCAGAAUUUACUGGAUAGUGAAAAGGUAUCAGAGCACAACUCCUACAGUUCAUAUCCUCACCAUAAUCCUGUAAUGGAGAAAAUACAAACUGAAGAUGAGGAGAAAGAAAACUCUGCCUUUGUCCAGCCCUGUCCUGAGGAAUCUGCAUUGACCUUGCUUUCGUUUGCUAGCUGUAAUAAGGAAAGAGAUUUAAAAUCUUCAGCUUCGUCAAGGCAGGCUGUAAAGUAUGCUUCUUCUGAAGCUGAGAGUUUGGAGAUAGAAGAAACUAGCAGUGUGUCUACAGAAGAUGAAAUCAGUGAUGUCGAAAGCAGUGAGGGUGGCCUGGAACCUGGAGAAAUAACACUAAGAAAUGAAGGAGAGCGAAUGAAAACAUCUAAAAGUUGGCGUCAUCCAUUAAGCAAACCCCCUGCCAGAUCUCCUAUGACGUUGGUUAAACAGCAGGCAACAAGUGAUGAAGAACUGCCUGAGGCUCUCUUAAAUGAAGAAGAAAUUCAAGAAACAGAGUCCUGGGCCAAACCUCUCGUCUACCUUUGGCAGAAGAGAACACCAAAUUUUAUUGCUGAAAAAGACUUCAAUGCAACAGUUGCCAAAUUGGAACCAUGUUGUGCCAUAUGCACACUCCUUAAGCCUUACUACAAGCCUGACAGACCUAAUGAAGAAAACUAUACCUACUCAGAAACAAAUCCGAGAGAAAUAUGUGUGACUAAGGAAAAGACAAAACCACUUAUUCCAGAGAUAUGUUUUAUUUAUAGUGAGGAAAACACUGAAAACUAUCCAUCAAAUGGCUUUAUUGAAGAAGAUGGAACAAGUCAGCUGAUUUCCUGUGUGAAGUGUUGUGUACAAGUUCAUGCAAGUUGCUAUGGUGUUCCUUCUCAUGAAAUUCAUGAUGGAUGGCUGUGUUCUCGCUGUAAAAUAGGAGCCUGGACAGCUGAAUGUUGUCUCUGUAAUUUGAGAGGUGGAGCUCUCAAGCCAACUACUGACAAAAAAUGGGCUCAUGUGAUGUGUGCAAUUGCUAUUCCCGAGGUCAGAUUUGGUAAUGUCACAGAAAGAACACCAAUAGACACAAGCAGGAUACCUCUGCAGAGGUUAAAGCUGAAAUGUAUCUUCUGCCGACAAAGAGUGAAGAAAAUAUCUGGGGCCUGCAUCCAAUGUUCUUAUGGACGGUGUCCAGCGUCUUUCCAUGUUACAUGUGCUCAUGCUACAGGAGUGCUAAUGGAACCAGAUGACUGGCCAUAUGUUGUCUACAUCACAUGUUUCCGGCACAAAAUCAAUCAAAAUGUGAAAAUGAAAGCACUUGAAAAAGCAGUUUCAGCUGGGCAAACAGUCAUUGCAAAACACAGGAACACCCGAUACUACAGCUGCAGAGUAAUAGAAGUUACAUCUCAAGUUUUCUAUGAAGUCAUGUUUGAUGAUGGUUCCUUCAGCCGGGACACCUUCCCUGAAGACAUUGUGAGUAGAGAUUGCCAGAAGCUGGGCCCACCUGCGGAGGGAGAAGUUGUUCAAGUGAAGUGGCCUGAUGGAAAACUUUACGGUGCAAAAUAUCUGGGAACCAAUGUGGCUUACAUGCAUCAGGUCGAGUUUGAAGAUGGUUCUCAGAUUGCAACAAAGAGAGAAGAAAUCUAUACUCUUGAUGAAGAACUGCCUAAAAGAGUGAGAGCCCGAUUUUCUACAGCAUCUAAUAUGAGAUUUGAAGACACGUUCUAUGGAACAGAUAUCAUUCAAGGAGAAAAGAAGAGACAAAGGGUGCUGAGUUCCCGGUUUAAGAAUGAAUAUGUGGAUGACCCUGGGUACCGCAGCUUUUUGAAAAGCUCAUUCCAGAAGAAGUGCCAGAGGAGACUAUAAGGACAAAAUGAACUCAUGAGCAGCCCACCUGCUCUCAUUCUUUCUGUGUAUCAGCAGGGUAUUAAAUGUGGGAUAACUCCUCCUUCCAAAAUACAAAUGUUAUUAGUUUGAAGUCAGACUUCUAGUUUUUGGUUGAAAUAUUUCUUGAGUGUACCAAAAAUUCUAUCAAGAAGUAUUUCAGGUCCAUUGGCCUGUUCUCCUAAACGUCAGGGCCCCAGUUUGGGAUUUCUUAAUUUUUAAAAAUCAGAAUGUUUAAUUCCAACCAAGGAUUGGACAAAGUCAUAUAUUAGGAAUAAGGGGACAUUAUGAUGUACCUACAGUAGGACCAGUCCUCCCUCCACACAUGUCAGUGCAAGCUUCCACAGUGGGCUGUUAGAGAAAGAUCAGACCAAGGCAUAGUAUAAUAUCAUUACCUCUCUGGGGGGUUGGGGAUCUCUUUUCUUCCUCCAAAGCUAGGAAUUGCAAUGACUUGCCUAUUUUCUGCAGCUAGGGAAGGGGUUCCACAUUUUUUGCUAUUGAAAUCUCUUUUUAAAAUACAACAAUGUUGUUUUCUUUAAAAAAAAUGGCACUGAGAUCUGCAAAUGCUAUAUUAUCAUCACUUUGUACAAUGCUAUCCACAUUGUUUAUGCCUCCACUGCUUUCCAUAAUUUCUGGUCAGAACUUAGCUGUUGAAACAAGAUGGGGGCAGCGGGGUGCUGCUUCUUAAGAAGAUCUUCAAACAAAAGGAAAGGAAGGAUGUAUAUUUAAAGGGGGGAUUUUUGGCAUCUAUUUUUAAACUUUUUUCUCGAGGGGCAACAAUUUGUAGAAUAAAAAGUAUUUCAUUGUGUUUGUAAAAUUAGAGUUGGCAUAUCUUUGUCUGGCAGGCUGGUUUAAUGUAAUAUAGUAAUAUAAUAUGGUCUUCCCUUUUUCAAAGAUAGUCUGCAAAUGUAUGAUGUUUCAAAUAAAUAAAUAAAUAAAUAAAUAAAUAAAUAAAUAAAUAAA
This is a messenger RNA of Sphaerodactylus townsendi, 4398 nucleotides long. RefSeq names its product lysine demethylase 4C (gene KDM4C). Gene Ontology annotation, biological process: chromatin remodeling. Gene Ontology annotation, cellular component: nucleus. The record is from RefSeq and is a predicted model, not a curated record. The coding region runs from base 256 to 3417 and encodes 1053 amino acids. The transcript is spliced from 23 exons. Gene Ontology annotation, molecular function: histone H3K9 demethylase activity; histone H3K36 demethylase activity. NCBI's taxonomy places the organism in Eukaryota, Metazoa, Chordata, Lepidosauria, Squamata, Sphaerodactylidae.